GCACCAACUGACAGGUUUAGAGAGCGCCAAAACCAUACUACCACUUCUGUCACAGAAGCUAAGUCAAUACAGACUUUCGAGCUUGAAGAUGCCGCUUUCAACCAGCUCCACAUCCUCCACAAAGAGCGUCCGCAGAGCAGCGUCCGAGCUGGAGAGAUCUGAUUCCAUCACGAUGUGUCGUACGGUUUACCUUGAUUGCAUUGCCGAUCUAAUGCGCAUUUGGAGAUGUAAAGCGCACCCAUCAAAUAUCAAGGGAGACAUCCAAGAAUCUCCAAGAUUCGUCGGUAGACGGCAGAGCUUGAUCGAGGACGCGCGCAAGGAGAGGGAAGCAGCCGCUGCAGCGGCAGAGGCUGCAGAGGCCAGUGAACAGAUAGUGUUUGAGGAGGACGACGGAAAAGCACUCCUCAACAUUUUCUUUACUUUAAGAAACUCCAAGACACCUGCGCUGUCGCGGACACUCAAGGUUUUCGAGACAUUUGAAGCUAAGAUUCACCAUCUGGAGACGCGACCAUGCCGGAAGCUCAAAGACAGCCUUGAGGGCCUGGAGUACUUUGUCCGCUGUGAGGUGCACCUCUCAGAUGUCAGUACCCUGAUCAGCUCCAUAAAGAGGAAUGCAGAGGAUGUCAAAACCACCAAAGAAGUCAAAUUCCACUGGUUCCCAAAGAAAAUUGCAGAUUUGGAUAGGUGUCAUCAUCUGGUCACCAAAUUUGAUCCAGACUUAGACCAUGACCACCCAGGCUACACAGAUCCUGCCUACAGACAGAGGAGGAGAAUGAUUGGUGACAUUGCCUUCAGAUACAGAUAUGGGCAGUCGAUCCCCAGAGUGGAAUACACAGAGGAGGAGAUCGGCACAUGGCGAGAAGUAUAUUCAACCCUGAGGGACUUGUACACCACCCAUGCCUGCAGUGAAUACCUUGAGGCUUUUCGUCUCCUAGAAAGGCAUUGUGGGUACAGCCCAGACAACAUUCCCCAGCUGGAAGAUGUGUCACGCUUCCUCAAAGAGCGCACAGGAUUUCAGCUGCGUCCAGUGGCGGGCCUGCUCUCAGCCAGAGAUUUUCUGGCCAGUUUGGCAUUCCGAGUGUUCCAGUGCACCCAGUACAUCCGACAUGCUUCCUCCCCCAUGCACUCCCCAGAACCUGACUGCGUCCAUGAAUUACUGGGCCACGUACCCAUGCUGGCUGAUCGCACUUUUGCCCAGUUUUCACAGAACCUUGGUUUGGCUUCACUGGGGGCUUCGGAUGAAGAUAUUGAGAAACUGUCCACACUGUACUGGUUCACGGUCGAGUAUGGCUUAUGUAAACAAAAUGGUGAGGUGAGGGCUUAUGGAGCUGGGCUGCUUUCCUCUUAUGGUGAACUUGUGCACUCUCUGUCUGAUGAACCAGAGACGAGAGAGUUUGAUCCAGAGGCUGCAGCAGUGCAGCCCUAUCAAGACCAGACGUACCAGCCUGUUUACUUUAUUUCUGAGAGUUUUUCAGAUGCCAAGGAGAAAUUCAGGGCUUAUGUAGCUGGCAUCAAGCGUCCCUUCUCAGUCAGAUUUGAUCCAUAUACCAGCAGUGUUGAAGUACUGGACAACCCAGUGAAGAUCCAAGGAGGCCUGGAAGGUGUGAAGGAUGAGCUUAAAGUGCUGACAGACGCCCUAAGUGUGCUAUCGUGAUGAUGCGCUGUCUUUCACCAUCCGCCUGUUGUUUGCUUUUCUCUCCGCUGAGUCCACGCUGUCAAAGAUCGCCAAUGUGUUCAUAUUUCUGUGCCGUACCUGCUGUAUGAAUCUGAGUUUUGCUUGUUGUGGUUGGCUGGUUGGCCAGCAAGGUUGCAACCAUUAAAACUUCAAAACUCAGCGCUGACAAAGUAUCCAAAGAUCUUAAAUGCUUGCAUUUGUGAAAUGAUGGGGUUUUACUGACUGGACCAUUCAUGCUUUUAAAGUUUGUUGUUCUAUCCCAUGUGUCAAAUCUAGAGUCACAUCAAAGGGAACUCUGAUAAUGAAUGUAUUAAAAGAAGACUAUAUAAGUAUGGUAUAGAUAUUUUGAAAUUAAAGAAUUAUAAUGGUGUAUAUUUGGAUCAUUUAUUUUAUUUAGAAAAAAAUCUGUAACUGCUCUGUCAAAAGCUUUAUUUUCCAAAUAUGUGAAUUUAGCUUUUGAGU
This is a messenger RNA of Oreochromis aureus, 2137 nucleotides long. RefSeq names its product tyrosine hydroxylase (gene th). Bases 89 to 1654 code for a protein of 521 amino acids. Lineage: Eukaryota; Metazoa; Chordata; Actinopteri; Cichliformes; Cichlidae. Gene Ontology annotation, biological process: dopamine biosynthetic process from tyrosine. Gene Ontology annotation, molecular function: tyrosine 3-monooxygenase activity; iron ion binding. The transcript is spliced from 14 exons. The record is from RefSeq and is a predicted model, not a curated record. Gene Ontology annotation, cellular component: perikaryon; axon; cytoplasm.